Molecule: messenger RNA, 558 nt
Organism: Hirsutella rhossiliensis
Lineage: Eukaryota; Fungi; Ascomycota; Sordariomycetes; Hypocreales; Ophiocordycipitaceae
Product: cupin domain-containing protein
Exons: 1
Coding region: 1-558 (185 amino acids)
Source: RefSeq, a predicted model, not a curated record
AUGGCCAAUCCGGGUCAAAUCUCCCCGCUCCCUGGCUUCACCCGCUACAUCACCUCGCACAACAACACGGGCCAAGCCAUCAUCCACUCCCAAGACCCUGGGACCUGGCUUCCCGUUCACGGGAACUCCAUGGGCUUCAGCGUCGCCUACACUACCUCCGACUUCCCCGUUAAUCUCAACAAAGACGCCGAUAUAGCCGAGCACGAGAGGCUCAUCAUGGCCGGGAAACUCGGCCUCGUGAAUCCUGGCGGCACUGUGUGUCGCGUGGUGGACUUUUCGCCCGGGCGUGACGGCCUGAUGCACCGUACCCAGAGUCUGGAUUACGGCAUUGUGCUGGAGGGCCAGAUGGAGAUGAUGCUGGACUCGGGGGAAUCAAGGCUCAUGCGCAGGGGCGAUAUCGCUGUGCAGCGGGCGACGAUGCAUGCGUGGCGGAAUCCGAGUCCGACCGAGUGGGCACGGAUGUUGUUUGUCUUGCAGGAUUGCCAGCCUUUGACGGUGGGAGGAAAGGACUUAGGGGAGGACUUGGGAGCCAGUGAUGAUAUAAAGCCCAGUCGUUAG